GUUUGCGCUGAAGGUACUUGUCCACGAUUUUUACCUUAGAGAGAAAUAGUAGCCAAUGGCCCCUUCCAUAACUUUCCCUUGUUUAAGCUUCAACUAUACUUUGUGAAGAAUUCAUACAUAUUGUAACAAAACUACCAUACUUUACUACUUUAUAUAGGCCCAUUGGGGACUUCUGUGAGACUUCGCAACGGCACGGCAUCGGGCUAUGUACUUGAAUCAUAUGCAGGUGAUAAUUGUGUUUUUCAGAUCAUGAAUGUCCAGCUGGACGCCAACACGUGUACUGGAUAUACAAUGCCAUUCAUUGGGACCACCUAUGCUAUUGUCGGUGAAGUUACGGGGCAGAAUACACUUGGGCAAGAGGGACAACCAAGUGUCACACAGAUGACAACAGUCGGCGUGACGCAGGAUGACGGUCUGGUGGUGCAGGUGAUUACUUCCACAGUGUUCGCUGUGCCGACUGAGGUUCAAUCUACUGUUGGCGACGAUGCAGCCUCCUCGGCGUCUGUAUUGCCUACUGGCAAUGUAUCACAUUUGAUAUGCUACUUUAUUGCUCUAGUUAGUGUUAUCAUCGAAAUCUGAAUGGGAACACUGCCUUCCACAUUAACAAUUUGAGCAGAGGGAUCUGAGAUUGCCCAUGUGGUCCUAAAGUGAUGAAUAAAUGCAACAAUCUGCUAAAUCCACCGGCAUAUUUUGCAUAUCCUGACCUUGAUAAUAUUAUGUAUGUAAAUAAACAAUACAAGUUUCCG
Messenger RNA from Sphaeroforma arctica JP610, 746 nucleotides. RefSeq lists its product as hypothetical. NCBI's taxonomy places the organism in Eukaryota, Ichthyosporea, Ichthyophonida. The transcript has a single exon. The coding region runs from base 250 to 579 and encodes 109 amino acids. The record is from RefSeq and is a predicted model, not a curated record.